AUGACCAGCCUUUCAGAGCAAACACGACAAGCAAUUGAUGAGCUGACAUGCUUAAUGGAAGAGGAACAAGAGAUGCACAUGGCACUUGCUGGUUCACCUCUGGAAGAUACAACUAAUCCUAAUGAUGAUUAUGAUGACCACAAGGGAACAGUAAACAAGGAUGGAUUAUCCCACUUUAUGUCGAUUCCAAGAGAGACUCUUCCGUGCCCAAUGGAUUUGAAGGCCACAGUCAGUCCUGCAGUACAACUAGCCACCAAACCACAGAGCUCUAGGGCAAACAGUUAUGCUCACUCCUUUGCACUACUUUUUAUUCUUAUUUCAGCUAUUCCACUUUUGACAUAA
Messenger RNA from Nezara viridula (southern green stink bug), 342 nucleotides. The record is from the annotation of a GenBank genome assembly. Lineage: Eukaryota; Metazoa; Arthropoda; Insecta; Hemiptera; Pentatomidae.